AUGGGAAUUGGCGACCGCCGACUACCUCUUCCUGCUGCGACUGAUUCCCUGAUUGAUUCCGCAGGCGACGAGAGCCCUGUCGAGCAAGAUCUUGCAACCGACCUCUCGAGACGAUCUGACGCUACCCAUCAUACGGUCCCCGACGACGGCACACCGAUUACCAUCCCCACAACCCUCAAGCGCUCGGCCGGCCACCGCAAAAACACUGCGCAACAGUCGCAAGCCUCCCUUCUGAUCGAAUAUUUCGAGAGCAACUCUGACCCAGAGAGACGACCGAGCAUAAGAGUCAGGGUCGCGCCCUCGCGCUCCAAGCAAGCGUCGAGGACCAGGUCACAGGAGGCUUUGCCAACGAAGACGCCUUCUCAGAGCCAUAGAGUACCCCUCCGCAGCCUGAGUGACGAAAGUUCUGAACUCUUCCCCAUGGCUACACAGAGACUAUCCCGGCCAUUCGAGCCGGAAUUCCACCAAGCCAGCGAAAUCUCGGCCCUCAGCGACUCGCCUCCGCUUAGAUUUAAUAAUGUUCCAGAGUCCGACAUUUCCUCGAUGCCUGCGGACAGCAUGCUUGGCGUCCCAGGCCCUGCCGCAGACUUCAGCAGAGCAGAGAUGUCUGAGAAAGAGAAUCUGAAGCCACCUGUUCUGCCGGCGGAUCGGAACGUAUCUGCAGAGCGACUAACCCAGAAAGUUAAAGAGAAACUUGCUUCAAGGCCUCGGACUGUUGUCACGAAGCCGACAUCGAGCGAACGCUCGCGAAGCAGCGUGAGUAGAGAAGUUGAGGGGGGGCACGCUCGAAGACGAGCCGUCAAAAACAUCGAGGAAGAUUCAAUGACCGGCACGGGCUCGAGCCUCGUCAGUGGUUCCAUGUUAUCUGCAGAGCACAAGUCUCACGACCAACGCUCUGUCAAAUCAGGCCAGUCACAAGUCUCGAUCAAUAACCCAAAGCUUCUGCAAACAGUCGAAGAUGCCAUACGCAGACUGAUUUUACCUGAGCUGAAGGAGAUCAAGAAAGAUCAACGACAUGGCUCCCGUCGAAGAACCAAGGAAUAUCCAUCAGAUCUGUCUGAAAGCAGCUUGUCCCGAGAGGAGAUCUCGCGCCGUCGGUCUUCUGGAAGUAAAUCGCGUAGGAAAAGCAGUGGAAAGGACCACUCUUCGCGCCGAAUCUCAUCGGGAUCGAAGCGACAUGAGCGAGAACGUCAUCAAAAGUCAUUGGAAUACGAGUCGCCUUCGGAGAACAGCUACCGGCACAGUGAAUCCAUCAGCAGUCUAAGUGUAGAGGAUGACUCAAAGGCGCAGAAAGCGCGCAAGAGCCACCGGACUCGUGACGCCACGGCUGGAGCUCUAGCUGGAGCAGCCCUGACGGCGGCUGCCCUGAAGCAUCACGAUUCCGGAUCGAGUCUCGACCAUCGCGAGAAGCGGAAGAAACGCAGCAAGAGCCGCAGUACGAGGACCGAGAGCAUUGCGGAGGAUGAGGAUGUGGAUGUUUUCCACAAGCACAACGUGCCUGCCAUGCCGAUGCGUAGUGAAAUCGACUCAGAGGUCACGCGCAGCUCCCUUCUAAGCUCAAAUACCAACGGCACAUUGACUCCGACGAGACGUGAGGUUCGUCAGGUUGUGCAUGGCUCGCCAAACGAGUUGCGGUCCCCGACUUCGGCGACACCAUCCAGGACUCCGGUUGAGAAGGAGAAGAGCAGCCCGGAGAAGUCUCCUCUUCCUCCCCGUACAGGCCUAGGCAUGCAUCACGGCAACUUCUCCGAGCAGGACCUCGCUGCUACUCGAGAAGGACAUGAUCAAGACGACGAAGGAGACGAUGACGAGGCCGGCUUCUCCCCCAGCUACGGACUCAUUGGCCAUGGCUUGCUAGACCCUGAGCGGGCGAAGGCAUAUGAACGGAACCUACACCAUCAGCAUCCCAUACGACGUGGUUUAAGCCCUAUACAAAGCGUUGCCAGCUACGCAACAACAGAGCCAAAUAGGACAUCGCUGGUCCACCCUCGAAGCCAAGAAACCCUUUCAUCACAUAGAGGUGCGCAGCAAGACGAUAUCUCGGAAGCCUCUUUCUCUUCGGCAAAUAGCAUCGAUGCUGCAAAAGGCUAUCGCCCACAUGGUCUCAGUCUUGAGAACCGCAGCGAAAUCAUGCGACCGCAUAAAGAUGGAACACACCGCCUCGAGUAUGGCGGACUUGAUUCGGCAGAGGGUCAAUAUCGUGGUUCUUUUGCCAGCAGCGAUGGCAAAGAGUCAUUGCAGGCCCGGUCCACUUUCACCGAUGACAGUCUGGAUGAGCCUUACGUCGACAAGGUCACUGCAGGUCAGCAAGUCGCAGGUCUUGGCGCUAACCCGAGGUUCGUCGACUUGAAUGAUGAUGUCGAGUCUGCAGUCGCUUCACUCUGCGAACCAUCCGUGCUGGAUUCAAAAGGAGCACAAUCAUCACACGGCAGCCGGGCAGGUUCGCCCCAGCGCUACAGUAUGGGUAGCUCUCCAGCUGUUGCGCGUAGUGCGAGGAGUGGGAGCCCCUUAAAGCACCAGACAGCGGUCAGCGAUAUUGUUGAGCCUGGCAUGUCCCGUGGCAUAGCACCCCCGGUAAUUUUUGCGACAUCCGGCAAGCAGAGCAAGGAGAAAGUUGCAGAGCCGUCCUCACCGCAUGACGCUGCAAUUGGAGAUUCUCAAGAUGCCAAUUCUCCCGAAUCUGAGAUUACGACGAACCCGUCCGUCAUUCAAGGACCUAUUGCAGGAUAUGCGACCGGAGACACAAGCCAUUGGCCAUAUGGGCCUACACCACCACCAGUUGACAGUGGAAUUCCUGGAAGUCGAGAUUUGUCUAUGACUGCCCCUGAACUCAUGCCAGAACCUCUGACUAUGAGCCACGGCCCUGGCCAGAAGCCUGACACCUACAUUGGCAGGGCUGCAGAGCUUACACCGCCUGGUGUCAAAGACGAAGGCUAUGAGACUGGUGCCAAUGCUCCUUCUCCCGCUAUCAUGCCCUCUCACCACCAGCCGAUUCCCAAGGGCUUGCCAUUCUCGCAGGACAUGGCAUAUGACGAUGAUUUAGAUGACGACCCCUUCACCACGAGCAAGCGGGACCAGUACGUCAGUGGGCUCUCGCACGGCAUGUCACCAAUGUACGACACGGCCACUGGUCGAGCAGCCGACCGGAUCUAUGACAAGGAUGUCCGGGCACUGAUGGAUCAUCUUACAGUUCGGGAUGCCCAGCGAAAUGCCAGAGAUACUGAGAUUUUGAUCACUCUCGUACGCACUGCAGCCGAAAUGCGCAACUCUUUUGAGGACAUGAAAAAGCUGGUGGCGGAGCAGGGAGACAACUAUAUCGACGAGAGCAACAAGCAACACGAACGCACUUUGAAGGUUAUUGGCGGACCGAGACCACAGCCUGUGCCACGGAACGCUAGGACACCUGCUUCAGAAGAGGAAGAUUUGCCGACCAAGCGCCGUAAUGUCUUCCGGCGUGCUCUGAUGGGAUUGGGCAGCAAGAACACCCAAGAGCUUCAGAACAUUGAGGGCAUGCUUAUGCAACUGCUUGAUGAUGUUGAGGGUUUGCGUGCGUUGCAUACUGGACCUCAAGCCAGCCACGGAGUGCGAUCAAACAGCGCCCAGUCAGCUGAGAACGGUCGAGUCCUGACCGACGCUGGAUAUGAGCCCGAGGGCCAAGCAGGUACUUCAUCAACGGGUGACCGUUCUGGCAUCUUUUCGAACAACUCAUCCCGCCAAGCAGAUUACAGGGGCUACAACAUACGUCAAGGAUCGGCCAAUCGCGUCAGCACAGUCAUGGAACGCGAUGAAGAAUAUUACGACAACGAUGGAUAUCUCGAGGAACAGCAACAGACUCCCAGAGCCUCAGGCGCACCAGCCUACAAUAGAGGUGCCUCUGAGCCGGUUCAGACUCCUCCUCGGAUGGCCAAUGCUAACCAGGGAACACUCAGCAACGAGCACACGCCACACUACUCUACCGAAUCUUCCUCUGGUCGCAAGCACAAAUCAUUUGCAUCGUCGUUGCUGCCAAAGAUGGUAUCGCGAUGGUCGAAAACGACUGCGUCGUCUGGAGACUUUCGAGCUAGUGCUCAAACUAAACAACGACCGUACUCGCAGGUGUCACAAUCAGGAUCCAACAUCGCAGGCUACGAUUAUGACCCGCAUGGCGACGAUGCAAUUCGUUCCAAUAUGUCUCUGGAAGACGAGCGGUACCGGAAUGAGAACCGACCGCCAUCUCCGUUGAUCCCCAGCCAAGUCUCCGACAACCACCCCAAGUAUCAGAGCUACAGAGACAGCAUCAACCUUCAGCACCCCCGACCUCGCCACGGACCUACUGAACGCCACCACAAUCAGAUGGAGUCAGUAGCACGAACCUAUGCCGAUGAUCCUAUUUCUCCUAAUUCGGUGACGUCGUCGCAGUGGGAAGCACAGGCCGCACUCUCCGGCAUGCCUGGAAUGGACAUGCACAAUCAAUACGAACAAGAUGGCCAGAUCAGCCCGGCCUCGGAUCGAGGUGAGAGAGUAAGCCAAACCUCCAUCAGCAAACAAGGUCCUCCGCGGCCACCCAAAGUGCCAGAAAAUGAUCCGUUGAUGCCGCCUCGGCCACCCAAGGUCGUUAUGAGUCCUCCAGCCAGCCGCCAGCCCACGUAUGUGGACCAUGUGACAGCCGCGCGAGCUGGUAGCCCAGCUCUUGAUAAGUCUCCAGUGGCGGCUCUGAAGAACUCUCCGGGAGGUCAAGUCCGGAAGCCAUCUGGACCCCGUCCCAUCUCCAGCUCUGGCCAGUACCACAAGGGCUAUGGAGGCGAUCUCAACGCCGUCAAAAGAACGCGCUUCAGGGGUUCGCCGAAUCAAAUUGACAGCGAUGAAGAUCUCGCCAGCCAGGGUCAGUAUGCUUAG
Messenger RNA from Cyphellophora europaea CBS 101466, 4875 nucleotides. RefSeq lists its product as uncharacterized. The transcript is spliced from 2 exons. The record is from RefSeq and is a predicted model, not a curated record. Lineage: Eukaryota; Fungi; Ascomycota; Eurotiomycetes; Chaetothyriales; Cyphellophoraceae. The coding region runs from base 1 to 4875 and encodes 1624 amino acids.